GGAAAUGAGAGAUGGGCACCACUGGUGCCUCCUCGCACCGGAGAUCAGGUGACACAAUCAGCUGACUCCGGUGUUGGGCAGGCGCUGAAGAGUACGGUAUUGGAGCUGUUGCAGCCAAGGUUGCCCGAGCCGAGUGGUCAUCGUUACAAUGUCGGGCAAAGACCGGAUUGAGAUCUUCCCUUCGCGAAUGGCACAGACCAUCAUGAAGGCUCGUUUAAAAGGAGCUCAGACAGGUCGAAACCUCCUGAAGAAAAAAUCUGAUGCCUUAACUCUUCGGUUUCGACAGAUCUUAAAGAAGAUAAUAGAGACUAAAAUGUUGAUGGGUGAAGUGAUGAGAGAAGCUGCCUUUUCACUUGCUGAGGCCAAGUUCACAGCAGGGGACUUCAGUACCACAGUUAUCCAAAAUGUAAAUAAAGCUCAAGUGAAGAUUCGAGCAAAGAAAGAUAAUGUAGCAGGUGUUACCUUACCAGUGUUUGAACAUUACCAUGAAGGCACUGACAGUUAUGAACUGACCGGUUUAGCCAGAGGUGGGGAACAGUUGGCUAAAUUAAAGAGGAAUUAUGCCAAAGCAGUGGAACUUCUGGUGGAACUGGCUUCACUGCAGACUUCCUUUGUGACUCUGGAUGAAGCUAUCAAGAUAACCAACAGGCGUGUGAAUGCCAUUGAGCAUGUCAUCAUUCCCCGGAUUGAACGUACCCUUGCUUAUAUCAUCACAGAGCUGGAUGAAAGAGAGCGGGAAGAGUUCUAUAGGUUAAAGAAAAUACAGGAGAAGAAAAAGAUUCUCAAGGAAAAAUCUGAGAAGGACUUGGAGCAACGGAGGGCAGCUGGAGAAGUGAUGGAGCCUGCAAACCUUCUGGCUGAAGAGAAGGACGAAGAUCUUCUCUUUGAAUAAUCCUUCCUGUUCUGCCUCUCUGGAAACACCCAACACUUGGCUCCAUUUUAAUUUAAUGUGUAGGUUUUGUGUGGCUAUUUAUUUUUUAACCUAAAAAAUUCACUGGGUGUAAAAUUUACCUUGGUGUCCUGUGAGAACCUGCAGAAUCCUAAUUCAAUAACCACGUACCACAGCUGAAAGAGAUUGUAGAACCUGCCUGGUAAUUUAUAGGAUUUAAUCCAUGUAAGUUUCACACUAUUCCAUUUCAGCUGUUGUAUGUGAUGUGUUAGCAGGCAUCUUAAGAAAUAGCUUUAGAAAACAUUGGUGGUCUUAGGCUCAUGCUGUGGCGGUCUUCAUUCCUACCCAUUUGCUCGUAGACUUUGGCACUGUUGAGACUGCUCUAGCCACUCUUGUGUUACUAUGAUACUUCUGCCUUAAGCUUUAUGGAAACCUUCACUUACUUUUUCUUGCACGACAGGUUUCUUGUCUGUCAUGGGAGCAGUUCUGCCAAUUUAAAUGUAAUUAUAUUACAAGAAGUAAAAUUGACAUCUUU
Molecule: messenger RNA, 1424 nt
Organism: Dipodomys spectabilis (banner-tailed kangaroo rat)
Lineage: Eukaryota; Metazoa; Chordata; Mammalia; Rodentia; Heteromyidae
Gene: Atp6v1d
Product: ATPase H+ transporting V1 subunit D
Exons: 9
Coding region: 149-892 (247 amino acids)
Cellular component (GO): proton-transporting V-type ATPase complex
Molecular function (GO): proton-transporting ATPase activity, rotational mechanism
Source: RefSeq, a predicted model, not a curated record